This is a messenger RNA of Harmonia axyridis, 685 nucleotides long. RefSeq lists its product as uncharacterized. The record is from RefSeq and is a predicted model, not a curated record. Lineage: Eukaryota; Metazoa; Arthropoda; Insecta; Coleoptera; Coccinellidae. The transcript is spliced from 4 exons. The coding region runs from base 88 to 648 and encodes 186 amino acids.
GUAACUUUCGUGACAUCAACGUCAUGAUGUGAGCAAUAAAUUGAUGAUAUGAAUUGGAACAAAUAAUUUGAAAUUCUAGUGAUAAGUAUGUCUGAUUGUCGGAGCUGCAGAUCGUCAACAUCCCGUAGUUUAAGAUGUAAUAUAUGCGGGAAAACCUUUCCUUAUAAUCCAGAAUGCAUAGGAAAGCUUGGUCAGCAUAAUUGUGAAGAGCAUUGGAUCCAUAAAAUAGGGCAUUUUGUAAACAAAAAGUCGAAAUGUGGAACUCCGAUGGAAAUUCAAUGGAUCGCAAAUGCGAAAGUUAAUGUGAAGAGAUUGAAGAGAGAAAAUUUCCUAGACUUGUAUAAAACAACGAUUGAAAGCUGGCAUGAUGGGCCUACUGAAUUGCGAUGUUGUUCAUGCGGUUACGAAGGUCCUCCAUAUAUAAGGAAACAAAAGAAUAAGGUUACAUCUACACGUUUAGGACAAUAUCUUCUAAUGGCAUGUUGGCCUUUAUGUUUCGCACCGAUGGCAUCGCAAAAUGAAAUAACCCUAUAUUGUAAAAAGUGUGGAGCAUUGUUUGGUUCUUAUGAUAUGGACAAUGGUAUUCUAAUUCAGUCUUGUUGUACUUCUCGUGCUGAUUGCACUUCUUCGAAUUGUGGUAAAUGUUGAAUGCUCUUUUGAUGACAAUUAAAUAAUGAAUAACAAA